Ornithodoros turicata is the source of this 1684-nucleotide messenger RNA. RefSeq names its product TNF receptor-associated factor 3-like. The transcript has a single exon. Gene Ontology annotation, molecular function: protein binding; metal ion binding. The record is from RefSeq and is a predicted model, not a curated record. NCBI's taxonomy places the organism in Eukaryota, Metazoa, Arthropoda, Arachnida, Ixodida, Argasidae. Bases 123 to 1559 code for a protein of 478 amino acids.
UUCAACUACUCCCGUGCUAAAGAUUCUAAAGACACUGGGCGGAACAGACGCAUACGCUGUAUGCCACGUGCGCUUUCCUUGCCGGCCGGAGAUUCGAAGAAGACUUCGUUUUGGACAGUGAGAUGCCUUCCGAAAGUUACCUUCUGGGACAUUUUGAAGCCCUAGCAUGGCGUCCCUUGCAAUUUGUGGCUCUCCCAUCGGCAAUAUCGUGUGACUUGUGCGCCGUUAUUCCCGAGAAGAUCUUCAGGCUCCAGUGUUUGCACUCCCUUUGUGAGGUAUGUUACCAUAGCGUUCUUCGAACCAACCAACGCUGUCCGCUCGACAAGCAAGGCUUUCUUGAAAGCGAAGUCCAAACUUCACUAAUCGCAACGACCCCUCUGCAGAAACUGGAGGUGCGCUGUUGCAACUUUAAACGGGGAUGUAAUUUCGUCGGAUCGCUGGAACGAAUGAAACCUCACUUCCUGAAUGACUGUGGGUUUCAUUCAUUAACAUGUCGGAAGUGCUGUGCCACGGUGCUCCGUAAAGAUAUAAUCAGACAUUACAUGGGAGAAGAAUGCGGGGCACAAAAUGGACCGAGCGAAGAUGUUGACAUUGACAGCAGCAUCGUCGGGAUUGGAAGAGACAUCACCGCCUCACUUGUAGAUAUAGCCGAUAAGCUACGUGCUAUGGAAGACCACCUAAAUAGCCAUGCUGUCGGGAUCGACACUACAAAAGAGUGCGUCGUGAAUUAUGCUCAAGUACUCCGCACGAUUCAAGAGGAACAUAGGCUUUCCACAGAAGGUGUAUCAAACUUGGCCACUACUAUGCAUACGGUUACGGAAGCGCUAUCUUCUAUUGAAGACCAAUUUAGCAACGAAGUUGGACGUGGCGCCGAAGUUCAGAAUAUCGUCACUUCAAAUCGGGACAGGCUGACUGCUCUGAUCAAAUUGCAAAAAGAAGUAGCUCAGAAGGUAGUGACAUCUGGUGAAGGGCAGAAACAAUGCUCCGAAAAACUUGAAGGGAUGUCGAAACGUAUGCAAGAUCAUUCCUCGUCAACCGACGACAAACUGAGCAGCAUGAAAGAUAUUCUCCAAACUCUACGGGAUUCAAAUGGAUACGGAGCCAACGUUGCCUUUUUUCACGUCCAAGAUGUCAACGAGCUUCGGAAGAAAGCAAUAAAUGAGGAGGGGUGUGCCGACAUCUACUCUGAUGUUUUUGCAUUGUAUGGCUACUCCGUAAAGUUAAGGGUGAAAUUCAAACAAUAUGAUGGAAUUAUGUACAUAGAUGUUUUUCUGUGUAUUUGUCGUGGCACCAAAGACUCUCUCUUGAAAUGGCCCUUCUUAUUUCCCUAUACGUUCUCCUUGAUCCAUCCAACUGACGACAAAAAGAAUAUUCAGUAUUGUGUUGAUGUACGAAAAGCGUUCAAAAACGUACCUCAUUGUUUCAAUAGGCCUGUUGAAAGUACAAAUAAUGGCUACGGCAUCAUGGAGUUGUGCAAACUGGAAGAUGCACUGAAUGGAGGUUUUGUUCACGACAACUCAAUUACUGUUGUCGUUACCGUCGUCAUAAGUGGUAUGUGACUCAACGUAUCAGCCCGCAAGCGCCAGCUUGCUUGUCUAUUAACCGCCAUGAUGUCUAGGAUCACUGCAAGAAGUUAAGAACCUGAUGUAGGUGUGUACACUAAAUACAUAGUGUCUACUCCAAC